AGGCAUUCUCAUGGCAAACACUAGCAACAUAGCUAGGCUAGCAGAUCUGCAAGAUAAUCUUAUAGCUAUUGUUUAACCUGUAUUCAUCUUCUUUGCCGGGUUUGUGCAUACAAAGGUGUCUUCUUAAUCGCUUAAAACCAGCACAUCGCUUCUAGUCUGUUGCUCGCGUUACAUAAAUUAGUAAGAUAGACACCCUUCUUUUUUCUUUUUGAUCAGCCCAGUCUCCAAGCUAGCUUACUUAGAUACGAUAACGUCAGCUACACAGCCAUCAUGGCUUACUUUGGGUUUAAUGAACACCACCAGAAUGAAGUCAUCAAUUACAUGCGAUUUGCCAGGUCAAAGAGGAUGUUGAGGCUCAAGACCAUUGACUCCUGUUUUGAGGAACUCAAAGACAGCAGGUUGGUGGAGGAAACCUUCACCGUGGAUGAGGUGAGGGAGAUGCUCGACGGGCUGCAAGUGGUGGUGCGUGGGGAGGUGGAGAUGGAGCUCAUCAACACGGCCCACACCAAUGUGCUGCUUCUCAGGCAGCUCUUCUCCCAGGCGGAGAAGUUUUACCUUCGACUGCAAAGUGAUAUCUCAGAACUAGAAAACCGGGAGUUGUUAGAACAAGUGGCUGAAUUUGAGAAGACUGACUUUAAAACCACCAAUAAGAUAAACCAAGAAACAAGCAAGCCAAAGUUGGCACCACUGAAUGAAGGUGGGGUGUCUGAACUUCUCAACAAGGAGAUAGGGAGACUACAGGAGGAAAAUGACAAACUGAAAACCAGGCUCCGGACCUUAGAAUCCCAGGCCAUGAGCGCACUAGAUGAGAAAACCAAAGCAGAGAGAGCUUUGAAAGACCUCCAGAAGGUGCAAGGUGAACAGCAGGUACCGCUUCAUGUUUGUCUUACCGUGAAUCUUAAUUGUGUGUUCAAGUUCUAUUUGCUUUUUUCCGAGCUGAACCUGACCUGCGUUUCUUCUGCCUUUAAGCUGGCUGCCCACUCCCAGGAGAUCAGCAGCCUAGAAGACACCGUGGCAGCUCUGAAAGAGGACUAUGAAAGGUCUAUUAGCGCCACUGCUGCGUCCCAGAAGGAUUUGCAGGAGAACCUCAUUUCCUCCAAACAUGAGCUCCUGAGAGUGCAGGAGCAGCUGGCCUUGGCGGAGAAGGAGUUAGAAAAGAAGUUCCAGCAAACUGCAGCCUACCGCAACAUGAAAGAGAUUCUCACCAAAAAGAAUGACCAGUUAAAAGACAUUAGAAAACGAUUGCAGAGAUAUGAGCCAAAUGAAUGAGGUGAACCUUUAAUCUCCAGUUGGACAGGACCAAAAUCUUCGAAACCAUGAGUUCAACUCCUGUAAGAGAAGAGAGACCGAAGAGGGAAUUCCUUGAGAAGUUAUUUAUUCACGCUUUACCUGGCAUCUUCAUAUCUUAUUGGCUUUAGUAAAGAGCAGAAGCUGGGACGUUGGCUGCACACACAAUAAAUUCACAGGAUUGUUAUUAGUACCAGCUGUAUUUUUUUCCUUUGUGUCUGAGUUUAGAGCCCACAAACUGUAGCUAGCAGACUUCCCUCAGUGCUCUAUGCAAUUACUAACACGUCCCUGUUUAAAGAGGCCUUGUCAGUUUGCCGAACUGGACAGAUGCGUCCUGCCUGUCCGAAGCUUUGCAGUCAUAUUUUUCUGAUUAGUUGUUUUUACCAGUCUAGCACCAGGUGGAUGACCGCUGUGAUUUUGCUGCUCAGUCUUAGGUUUAGCAGAAUCUUUUCUAAUCCAAAUUCAGUUGUUAAUGAGUGUAACUAGUUUCCAGGCAAACUUCAACCCCCCCACCACAGUUGUAAACCAUUUAUUAACAACUUCAGUGGGCCCUUCAGUGCCACCGAAAUAUUUGACAGCAUUUUACACAGAAAAUAUUUUCAGCAAUCUGUCAUUGUGUCUGAUCAUUGAAAAUAUUGCACACGUAAGACAUUUGUUCCUGUGCUCCUGCAUACACUAAAUCAAGAAUAAUUCAAUAUUUUUUUCCCUAAUAGAAUAUUUUUGUCUGGAAUCUUUGUGUACUUUUUCUUAUUGGUUGAUGAAGUGUGAGAAAACUAUAUCAUCUAUAAUUACAUGAUGUUCAUGACGAAAUGCUCUUGUAGAGUGUGACACAUCUACAAUGUAUAAUGGUAGAUGUACAUUUGACUGGAUUGUGCAAAAUAUGGGGAAAUAAAACAAUCCCCAAGUAUUUGUGUUAUCGUUUUUGUAGCAUUUAAAGCACUGGCACCGCGUUUUAAAAGUGCUCUGGGCCUAUGUCAUCUCUCCUUUUUUCUAUGUUGCUGGGAAAUUGAGUCUGAAGUCUGAAAACAUGUUGAAUUGAGUGUGGAUUUAUUUUUUAUUUAAAUCCAUGAGAUCUAUUUCCAAUGAUUUUCAGUUAUCCUCUUGUUCCAUUUGGCAUGUCAGCCUUUUUCCCAGUUUCCGUCAGCCAUAUUUCUAUGGAGACCACUUCUGAUCUUCAGUGAACAGCAGUUGGAUAAAAUCAAGGUAAAGCAAAAUGUAGAAACUCCUAAAUCACUCAGGAAACUCCUAGGCUUGAAGGCAAAAUAUAAAUUGACGGGGAUUAUCAGAAGUGCUUUCUAUUUUCUGGUAAAAGAUUAUGAUUUCAAAAUGUUGCUUUUUGCUAAAUGUUGUGUCUCAGAAAUAUAUCAGAAUAUAAAAUGCUCAUAGUGGAAUAAGGUUAAUAAUAAAGCUUGUUAAAUACGGGAUGAAAGCAAUGUUAUUUUUCACAGAGCUAACAUAUUGAACAAGGGGGCGCCAUUCAUCAAAAA
Messenger RNA from Menidia menidia (Atlantic silverside), 2774 nucleotides. NCBI's taxonomy places the organism in Eukaryota, Metazoa, Chordata, Actinopteri, Atheriniformes, Atherinopsidae. The record is from the annotation of a GenBank genome assembly.